This is a messenger RNA of Clupea harengus (Atlantic herring), 2560 nucleotides long. It is a transcript of the gene ube2l3a, whose product is annotated as ubiquitin-conjugating enzyme E2L 3a. Lineage: Eukaryota; Metazoa; Chordata; Actinopteri; Clupeiformes; Clupeidae. The record is from RefSeq and is a predicted model, not a curated record.
GAAUGAGGUAUGCAAGCAUAGGUAGGCUAGCUGGCGUGAUGGAUUUCGCUGUGUAUUGUGGGAGUACGCAGUAAAUCCAAGAUGGCGGCGAGCAGAAGGCUGCACAAGGAACUUGACGAAAUUCGCAAGUCUGGAAUGAAAAAUUUCCGCAACAUCCAAGUUGAUGAAUCAAACAUUUUGACUUGGCAAGGUCUCAUUGUUCCAGACAACCCCCCAUAUGACAAAGGAGCAUUUCGGAUCGAGAUAAUAUUUCCUGCGGAAUAUCCCUUUAAACCCCCCAAAAUCACAUUCAAAACGAAGAUUUACCACCCCAACAUUGAUGAGAAGGGCCAGGUUUGCCUGCCUGUAAUAAGCCCAGAGAACUGGAAACCAGCUACCAAAACUGACCAAGUGAUCCAGUCUCUGAUCGCACUGGUCAAUGACCCCCAGCCAGAACAUCCCCUCAGAGCGGACCUGGCAGAGGAGUACUCUAAGGACCGUAAAAAAUUCUUUAAGAACGCCGAGGAGUUUACGAAGAAACAUGGCGAAAAGCGACCUAUGGACUAACAAUGCAGCUGUUACACUCCCCACUGUAUAACACCCAACCCCACCCCAAAAAAAAAAACCUCACGACACACCACCCUCUCUGUCCUCUCUCUCAGAAUACUCAGCCAUUAAGCAGCAGCACCUGGAAUCCCGCCCAUCACCUUGCCCCUUCCCCUAGAGGCCCCUCCCACCCCAAGAGGUUUCUGCCAAUCAAAGCAGGGUCACUUCUCAGCGUUAGCUUGUUUGCAGUUUCCAACUUUAAACUGAUUUCUUAAAUGAAAUAAAGAGGGGGGAAAUCAGGAGUGGAAAACCACAGGGGCACUGUUGAAGGCUGAGGUCUUGAGGAAAUGUUAAAAGGAAAAAAAAUGGGGGCAGUGGUGUUCCACGUUAAUUAGUUAUUUUGCUCAGAAUAGUGUACUGCUCUCUCUCUGUCUCUCCCUCUGUCUGUCUCUCUCUCACACAUACACGCACUGGGCAGAGUGCUUUGACUGUUUUUUGAGCAGAAUCCCACGGUGAGGUAAUGUUAGAGUUCCUUCAUUUUCUUUCACUUUCAGGACCCACCGACCUUUUGUGAAAACCGAAAUCCAGUAAUUACGUUGCAAACUCCCAUUGCCAUGGUUGAGUUGUUAAUGGGUGUUGGAAAGGUUUCUUUUAUAUUUCUUUUUAUUUUCAGAUUGCUUUUCAUUUAUGUUUUGGCCUAGGUUGCACUGUACUGUGUGGAACUGUGUUAUGUUCUCCAUAACUUCAGUUUGUAAGUCAAUGAUUAUUCAAAAAUACGCAGUGUAAUCACUGUUACUGAUACAAUGUUUAAGAUAAAAAAAAUGAGAAAGAAAGAAGAAAACACAUUUGUGGGUGUGAUCAUAUAUACUUUAAGACAUUUUAGGGUUUUUUCCCUAUGUGUCUACCCUGUUGUAUUUAUUGCUGCUCUAGUGUGGAGUCUCUAACAUCAUGCUGGCCUUUCCUCUCAGUGUAGUCAGUUAAGAGGGAACAAUUAUUUCAAUAUAAAAGAUUACAUGGAUAAAAAGGGACAGGGGCUUUCUCAUACUGCUGAAUCUUACCAUAGUCUCCUCUUAGUCUUACCAUGCCUGUUCCUGCUUAGCUUUGGUCUUUAGUCACUUAUGUACAGAUACAUUUCAAAAUCUAGGAAAUACAUUCAUCAAACACUGCCAGAGCAUUUCUUAAAACUUUGCAUAAUUUGGAGUUCAUACUAGGUCAUUUUGCCUGAUUCAUAUUAACAUUCACAUUAGUAAUAAAAUGUUCAGAUGCCAGGUUGAACAGCCCUAAAAUCGUAAAAUGUUAUGAAUGUUACAUUGAACUAGGGGGGUGAAUGAAUGAGAGUCAAGUAAGUGGGGAAAAGAAGUUAGGUUCACGGUUACAUGUCUAUUAUCAGAGAUAAUCUGCAGUAGCCUUAAUUGUAGUCCCAAAGCAGCGCACAGUAUACCACAAAAGGAUUGAGGAAUAGUAUUUAUUUCAUUAUGACCAGAUUUCCAGAUGAGUCAACAUGAAGAAAUCCUCAGCCAGCAGUCACAAAAAAAAAUGGCCUGACUUCAACUUUUCCCUACAUGUCAUCACACAACCGAAAUCUUCAUCACACUAACCCAGUAUGUGUGACCAAUACAUGACCACUAAAUUAUCCAUCCAUAUUUAAAAAGGAGGAAAUGCUCAUCUUGUUUGGCUGGGUCAAGAAUUGGAACAAGGCAAUUGUAGAAAUGAUACUGGCUCCUGAUUGGCUACCGUCACCCAUAUGCUGUACGUACAUGUCAUACGAUGAGAGGGAUAAAGGCCUUUGCAUUUUAGCCUCAAAUAACCUCAAGCGGUCUCCCCCUCUGUCUUAGCUGUCCCGUGCUCAGAAGUGCAGUGUGGUUCAUUCUAAGAUUCAAACAGCAAUAUUACCUCAAUCUGCUGGUCAGCACAGACCAAAAGCUGCCUCCUCUAGCUAAUGUGCAUUGCGUGUGACCAUGGACGUCAGCAAAAGGGAAAGAUCAAAACUCCCAGGGAACAAAAUGGUCGAAAUAAUAAAAUUACUCAUAUCAGA